AUGUCUGCAAGGGAAUAUGUGAGAAUGGAAAAACUAGGAGAGGGCACAUACGCCACUGUGUAUAAAGGCAAAGAACGAAGGUCUGGUGAAACUGUAGCUUUAAAAGAAAUUCAUUUAGAUUCAGAGGAAGGUGCUCCUUCGACGGCAAUUCGGGAAAUAUCAUUGAUGAAAGAAUUGAAGCACCCAAACAUUGUGAAACUUAAGGAU
This is a messenger RNA of Racocetra fulgida, 207 nucleotides long. NCBI's taxonomy places the organism in Eukaryota, Fungi, Glomeromycota, Glomeromycetes, Diversisporales, Gigasporaceae. The record is from the annotation of a GenBank genome assembly.